CCGCGCCCCAUACGGACGCACCCCUGCACAUGGAGCGCCCCCGGGGGCUGCCCUGAGGCGGCGGCGGCGGCAAUGCAGCCAGCGCCGCGGCAGCCGGGGCCAGGAACGGCCGCCUGGAGCUCGGAGGACGCGGAACGCGCCGCGCCCCGGCCACUGACCAAGGAUCUUCUAGUGACUGGACUCUCCCCAGCUGGUAUCUGGGAGAUGGCAGCAGCUGCUAAUUCAGCCUUGCAGACAGUUACCUGCCGGCUCAGCACCAUUACUUAGAAGAUAGAAUUCGAGAGGAUCCCCCUCCCCUGGAGCCAGCGUGGGGGUGGGCCAGGGCCCCCCCACCCCCGGGAUGACGGCUGCGAGCCGGGCCAAUCCCUAUAGCAUUGUGUCCUCGGAAGAGGACGGGCUGCACCUAGUCACCAUGUCAGGGGCCAACGGCUUCGGCAACGGCAAGGUGCACACGCGGCGUCGGUGCCGAAACCGCUUCGUCAAGAAGAAUGGCCAGUGUAACAUCGAGUUCGCCAACAUGGACGAGAAAUCGCAGCGCUACCUGGCCGACAUGUUCACCACCUGCGUGGAUAUCCGCUGGCGCUACAUGUUGCUCAUCUUCUCGCUGGCCUUCCUUGCCUCCUGGCUGCUCUUUGGGGUCAUCUUCUGGGUUAUUGCUGUCGCCCACGGUGACCUGGAGCCCGCUGAGAGCCGUGGUCGCACCCCCUGCGUGAUGCAGGUCCACGGCUUUAUGGCAGCCUUCCUCUUCUCCAUUGAGACGCAGACCACCAUCGGCUACGGGCUGCGCUGCGUGACAGAGGAGUGCCCCGUGGCCGUGUUCAUGGUGGUGGCACAGUCCAUUGUGGGCUGCAUCAUUGACUCCUUCAUGAUUGGCGCCAUCAUGGCCAAGAUGGCACGGCCCAAGAAGCGGGCGCAGACGCUGCUGUUCAGCCACAAUGCCGUGGUGGCAUUGCGUGACGGCAAGCUGUGCCUCAUGUGGCGCGUGGGGAACCUGCGCAAGAGCCACAUCGUGGAAGCCCAUGUGCGAGCUCAGCUCAUCAAGCCACGGGUCACCGAGGAGGGUGAAUACAUCCCCCUGGACCAGAUCGACAUCGACGUGGGCUUUGACAAGGGCCUGGACCGCAUCUUCCUUGUGUCGCCCAUCACCAUCCUGCAUGAGAUCGACGAGGCCAGCCCACUGUUUGGCAUCAGCCGGCAGGACUUGGAGACCGAUGACUUUGAGAUUGUGGUCAUCCUGGAGGGGAUGGUGGAGGCCACGGCCAUGACCACGCAGGCCCGUAGCUCCUACCUGGCCAACGAGAUCCUCUGGGGCCACCGCUUUGAGCCGGUGCUCUUUGAGGAGAAGAAUCAAUACAAGAUCGACUAUUCACACUUCCACAAGACCUACGAGGUGCCCUCCACGCCACGCUGCAGUGCCAAGGACCUGGUGGAGAACAAGUUUCUCCUGCCCAGUGCCAACUCCUUUUGCUACGAGAAUGAGCUGGCCUUCCUGAGCCGUGACGAGGAGGAUGAGGCAGACGGAGACCAGGAUGGCAGAAGUCGAGACGGCCUCAGUCCGCAGCCCCGGCAUGACUUUGACAGGCUCCAGGCCGGUGGCGGUGCCCUUGAGCAACGGCCCUACAGAAGGGAGUCAGAGAUCUGAGCGCCCUUGGCCUGGGCGAAGCAUCUACUCUGACAGGGAGAGGCACCAGUGUCCUUUCGGGGCUCAGGGUUUGAGCAAAACAGGGCAGGUGCCCCCCUCCCCCCAGGUUGCAGACUCCGUAGCAUUUUAGUUAUUUUAUGUUUCUUUGCAAUAGUCUUGAAGGUUGGCGGGAGAGUGGGUGGCCCGGGGAGGCAGCCCCUGGCUUCAGAAGCCAACACGGCCACAGGGGCAGGAAGGAGGCUUCCUGGGACUCUGGGCCAUGGGAGCCACGAGUUUCUAUUUCAAGAUAGAUAUGUAGCCUGCCUGGAAGCAGCUGUGUGUGUGUGUGUGUGUGUGUGUGUGUGUGUGUGUGUGUGCGUGUGCGUGCACACGUGCAUGUGCACGCAGACACACACACACACCUUGCUGGUUUUUUAACUUGGGAAAAAGGUUCCUGCUUCUUUUUUUCCCCAACAUUAACUUGGAUAAGACUGUUUACCAAAAACAAAACGAGACAAACUAACAUAUGAUUUGAAAAAGAAAAAAGCAUUUAAAAAAUUUUGUGGGGAAGGGGGAGGACAAUUAGUAUUCCAUAGGUCUGCUGCAAUGCAAGUAAGUGGAUGGAGGUUCCAGAAGGUUCCUUGAGACUGGUCUGAUCUCUCCCUUAUGUGUGCUGGGGUCCUCCAUGGAUCAUCCUGUUUAGGGGGUGAAUUAGGUAGUUUGUGAUGGAAGAACUGAACCCAUGUGAAUGACGAUAAUAAAAAGUUUGGAACGUUUCUGGGGUGGGGGCCGGGGCUGGGAAGGAAAGAAUUUGAUCUUCUUGGGUUUGGCUUUGUACCUCAGAGGUGCGUUUCAGGGCAGGGUUUAGGAGCUGCCCCUCAGGGUCCACUCCCCUCACCCCAUGCUCCUGUUUUGCCUCUCUCUCCAUUUAUGCCCAGGGCUUCCACCCCUUGCAUGGUGAAGGGUGGUUGGAAACACAGGAGCGGAUGCCCCUUGGGAAGGGAUGUGGGUUUCCACACACACAGGAUGCGGGUCAGCCCCGCUGACAUCCCCACCGGACCCACAGUGUGAGUUGUGCCUUAGAAACCCUGGGUUGUCUGGUUCCAG
Perognathus longimembris pacificus (Pacific pocket mouse) is the source of this 2728-nucleotide messenger RNA. RefSeq names its product potassium inwardly rectifying channel subfamily J member 12 (gene Kcnj12). The coding region runs from base 341 to 1642 and encodes 433 amino acids. Lineage: Eukaryota; Metazoa; Chordata; Mammalia; Rodentia; Heteromyidae. Gene Ontology annotation, biological process: potassium ion import across plasma membrane; regulation of monoatomic ion transmembrane transport. The transcript is spliced from 3 exons. Gene Ontology annotation, cellular component: plasma membrane. Gene Ontology annotation, molecular function: inward rectifier potassium channel activity. The record is from RefSeq and is a predicted model, not a curated record.